Molecule: messenger RNA, 2666 nt
Organism: Sitodiplosis mosellana (orange wheat blossom midge)
Lineage: Eukaryota; Metazoa; Arthropoda; Insecta; Diptera; Cecidomyiidae
Gene: Ddx1
Product: ATP-dependent RNA helicase Ddx1
Exons: 6
Coding region: 195-2390 (731 amino acids)
Molecular function (GO): ATP binding; RNA helicase activity; protein binding
Source: RefSeq, a predicted model, not a curated record
AUUCUCUCUGUCAUUGCACGAAUGUACGAAUGUUGCGUCAACGAAAAUCACGUAGAAAUUUGCCGCAUCGAAUCCACUUGUUUUUUGCGACAUCCACCUCAAAGAGGAGCAACGAAUCGAGCAAUUCCAUUUAUUCCAGUGUUUAUUGAUUAAAUAUUGUCUCAAAUUAAAGUGACGAAAGUAUUUGUGUAACGAUGACAGCCUUUGAAGAAUUCGGCGUUAUGCCUGAAAUUGCCAAGGCUGUGGAGGAAAUGGAAUGGACACUACCGACUGACGUGCAAGCCGAAGCGAUUCCAUUGAUUCUUGGCGGCGGUGAUGUUUUGAUGGCAGCUGAAACUGGAAGUGGAAAAACGGGAGCAUUUUGUCUGCCCAUUCUACAAACCGUUUGGGAAACGCUGCGCGAUAUUCGUGAUGGCAAGAAUAAAAAUGCGCCGGUCAGUGGUGGUAGCAGCAGUGAACUAACCUGGAAAAUGUCCGUGUAUGAUCGAGGCAACGCGAUGGCAAUAGCACCGGAUGGUUUACGGUGUCAAAGUCGUGAGUUCAAAGACUGGCACGGAUGCCGUGCAACGGCUGGUGUUAGAAAUCGAGGCAAAUACUUUUUCGAAGCAAUAAUUUGCGAUGAAGGAUUGUGUCGUGUCGGUUGGUCAACUCAAUCGGCUACUUUAGACUUAGGAACAGAUCGCUUUAGUUUUGGCUUUGGUGGCACCGGUAAAAAGUCACACAAUCGCCAGUUUGACGACUACGGCGAAGCCUUUGGCAAAAAUGAUGUGCUGACUUGUUUGCUUGAUUUCGAACGAAAUGAAAUUUCGUAUCUGAAAAAUGGCGUUAGCCUUGGAGUGGCUUUUCGUAUAAACGAUAAUUUACGAAAUGAGACCUUCUACCCGGCUGUUGUUUUGAAAAAUGCUGAGAUUUUGUUCAAUUUUGGCGAUGCACCGUUCAAGUACAAUGCACCACAAGGGUAUGUUGCCUGUUCAAAGGUGGAGCCAAAGAACAUUAAGGCAAAUUCAGCGAGUCAAUCACAGUCACAGCAACCGCUUCAACCAAAACCAAACGCACCGCAUGCAAUAAUCAUUGAACCAUCACGAGAAUUGGCCGAACAAACACUCGAACAAAUUCAUAAGUUUAAAAAAUAUCUCAAAGAACCGCACAUCAAAGAGCUGCUGGUCAUUGGAAAGGUACCGAUUCGUGAACAAAUGGAAGCACUGAAAAAUGGUGUCGAUAUUAUUGUUGCAACACCCGGUCGACUCGAAGAAUUCAUCAACUCUGAACAAAUAUUGCUAACACAUUGCCGAUUUUUUGUACUGGAUGAAGCUGAUGGAUUGCUUAAAGCCAACUAUGGCAAUUUAAUUGAGAAUAUUCAUAAGAGAAUACCGAAAAUCACUAGCGAUUUGCAACGCUUGCAAAUGAUUGUGUGCAGUGCCACGUUGCAUUCGUUUGAAGUGAAGAAAAUGGCUGAGAAACUGAUGCACUUUCCCACUUGGAUCGAUUUGAAGGGUGAGGAUGCUGUACCCGAAACCGUUCAUCAUGUGGUUUGUGUCGUUGAUCCACAGAAAGACACCACUUGGCACAAUUUACGUCGUCACAUCCAAACUGAUGGUGUGCAUGCAAAAGAUGGUGUUCGACCUGGGCUCAACACACCGGAAACAUUCUCGGAAGCGAUAAAAAUGCUAAAAGGUGACUAUUGCGUUCAGGCCAUCAACGAACACAAAAUGGAUCGAGCCCUCAUAUUUUGCCGAACAAAAUUGGACUGCGAUAAUUUAGAGCGAUACUUGCGACAAGUUGACGCUGCAAAUUACUCAUGCGUGUGCUUGCACGGUGACCGAAAGCCACAAGAACGGAAGCAAAACUUGGAAAUGUUCAAAAAUAAGGAGCGCAAAUUUUUAAUCUGUACCGAUGUAGCGGCCCGAGGUAUCGAUAUCUCCGGAUUGCCAUUCAUGAUUAACAUCACAUUGCCCGAUGAAAAGUCAAACUACGUCCAUCGAAUCGGUCGUGUUGGUCGAGCCGAACGCAUGGGUCUUGCAAUCAGUUUGGUUUCGAGUGUGCCAGAGAAGGUUUGGUAUCAUGGCGAAUGGUGUUCGUCACGCGGUCGCAACUGUUGGAAUACCAAUUUGAUCACUGACCACCCGAAGGGAUGCUGCACAUGGCUCAACGAGAAAAAUAUGCUUGCUGAAGUCGAAGACCAUCUCAACAUCACGAUUACACAGGUUGAUAAAAAUAUGCAGGUGCCAGUGAACGAAUUCGAUGGAAAAGUCGUUUACGGAGAGAAAUUACAGAACAAAGGAACCAAUUACCAAGAUCACGUGGAACAAUUGAAACCAAUCGUCCAAAAUUUAGCCAAACUCGAAGCAAAGGCGCAACUGGAAUUUUUGAAACACAUGAAAGUUCAUUGAAAGAGAAAAAAAAACACAGUUGUUUUUCUUAAAUUUUAUCAUAAUUUAAUUUGUCCAACAAACAUUGCAUAAAUUUGGAGUAAAAUCAUCAAUUUUUGUAGCAUGAUUGAUUUGCACCAACAACAAAAUCUCUUUCAUGUGACAUUCGAGAGUAUUCUGGCGCAUUUUCAACAGAUAACACGCAUUCAAAUUCUUAAUCAUUUAUCAUCAUUAUUCAUAAAAGAAUGUAAACGCCAAAAUUUCAAAUAAACCGUGUUUUUUCUAAAAAAAAAAAAA